This is a messenger RNA of Marmota flaviventris (yellow-bellied marmot), 1494 nucleotides long. RefSeq names its product chitinase domain containing 1 (gene Chid1). Gene Ontology annotation, cellular component: endomembrane system. The record is from RefSeq and is a predicted model, not a curated record. Gene Ontology annotation, molecular function: oligosaccharide binding; chitin binding. Gene Ontology annotation, biological process: carbohydrate metabolic process. NCBI's taxonomy places the organism in Eukaryota, Metazoa, Chordata, Mammalia, Rodentia, Sciuridae.
CCUGAAUCUGCUUAUCCCAGCACCUAGAGAGGAUGUCUCUGUGCACAAGUGGAGAUGACUCUGCAGCAGGGAAUCCUGGGGGUAUUGGGAAUUGAACACCAGGCACCACACAUGCGAGUGUAUGUGCAGUACUGGGGUUUCCACCCAAGGCCUGUGUACAACAGCCCUCUGGACCCAGAGGUUAGACCCGUGUGACACUCACCAUGCAGACGCUCCUUCACAUCCUCUGGCUUAUUCUGGCCUGUGGCUCUGUGCACACUACCCUGUCAAAGUCAGAUGCCAAAAAAGCUGCUUCCAAGACGCUGUUGGAGAAGACUCAGUUUGCAGAUAAGCCUGUCCAAGAUCGGGGUCUGGUGGUGACAGACCUCAAAGCUGAGGUCGUAGUUCUUGAGCAUCGCAGCUACUGCUCGGCGAGGGCCCGGGAGCGAAACUUUGCUGGAGACGUUCUAGGUUAUGUCACUCCGUGGAACAGCCAUGGGUAUGACAUCGCCAAGGUCUUUGGGAGCAAGUUCACGCAUAUCUCACCAGUCUGGCUACAGCUGAAGAGACGUGGCCGUGAGAUGUUUGAGGUUACAGGCCUCCACGACGUGGACCAAGGAUGGAUGCGAGCUGUCAGGAAGCAUGCCAAGGGCCUACACAUAGGUGAGUCCAGCAGGCCUGGAGCACCUCGGCUUCUGUUUGAGGGCUGGACUUACGAUGACUUCCGCAACGUCCUAGACAAUGAAGAUGAAAUAGAAGAGCUCAGCAAGACUGUGGUCCAGGUGGCAAAGAACCAGCAUUUUGAUGGCUUUGUGGUGGAGGUGUGGAGCCAGCUGCUGAGCCAGAAGCAUGUGGGCCUCAUCCACAUGCUUACCCACCUGGCUGAGGCACUGCAUCAGGCCCGGCUGCUGACCAUCUUGGUCAUUCCACCUGCCGUCACCCCUGGGACCGACCAGCUGGGCAUGUUCACCCACAAGGAGUUUGAGCAGCUGGCCCCGGUGUUGGAUGGCUUCAGCCUCAUGACCUACGACUACUCCACGUCGCAGCAGCCUGGCCCUAACGCCCCGCUGUCCUGGGUUCGAGCCUGUGUCCAGGCUCUGGACCCCAAGUCCAAGUGGCGGAGCAAGAUUCUCCUGGGGCUUAACUUCUAUGGCAUGGACUAUGCAGCCUCCAAGGAUGCCCGUGAGCCUGUCAUUGGGGCCAGGUACAUCCAGACGCUGAAGGACCACAGGCCCCGUAUGGUGUGGGACAGCCAGGCUGCAGAGCACUUCUUCGAGUACAAGAAGAACCGUGGCGGAAGGCACGUCGUCUUCUACCCAACUUUAAAGUCCCUGCAGGUGCGGCUGGAGCUGGCCAGAGAGCUGGGUGUCGGGGUCUCCAUCUGGGAGCUGGGCCAGGGCCUGGACUACUUCUACGACCUGCUGUAGACUGGGCAGCAGUUCCAAGGCAGCGUGGACUCUCUUAGUCACAGAGCGACUGGUUGAGUGAAAUACAGGCCUCUGCCGCUUGCUGUGA